Saxophila tyrrhenica is the source of this 1545-nucleotide messenger RNA. RefSeq lists its product as uncharacterized. The coding region runs from base 1 to 1545 and encodes 514 amino acids. The transcript has 5 exons. Lineage: Eukaryota; Fungi; Ascomycota; Dothideomycetes; Mycosphaerellales; Extremaceae. The record is from RefSeq and is a predicted model, not a curated record.
AUGGCUGUCUUCAGUGCACCUCGUUUCGCACUAUGGGCUAGUUGCUUCCUCCCGCUCGUUCUUUGCAGCAAUGCUACCUCCAGUACAACAGGAUACCCAGUGUCUAUAACGCCGUCGCCAUCGUACGGCGGCACCGAUGGAACAUGCUCGAAGUACUGCGGCUUUGUCCCAGUCUUCUACUCCAGCUCUUACUGGUCGCAAUGGAUCACGCCAGUCACAGUGGGAACUGUGAUGGUCGUUGUCAAUGACUCCGAAACACGCACAACAACCAAAUACAACUCUGGAGAAGCUGUGGUGGGUUCAUCGACCGUGGCUAUUUCGGAUCUAAUCAGCGAUGGUCUGCUGGGCACGAAGGCAACCACCAUGACAGCAAAGGCUACCGGGUUCGAUGGCUCGCCAACAGUCGUUACUUAUCCUACCCCUUGGUGGACGAUCGAUUCCGAGAUUUUUUGGGGUGGUAGUAUCCCUGUGUCCACCAAAUGCUCAACCUGGGCAGGAUUAAUCACUGGCUCAUCAUCGUCCUAUCCAUUCUCACUUAAGGCGUCGCCCCUACCUACCCAUGCUCCCUUUACGACUAAGCCCGCACCGGUCGAUCAGGAUGAUCCCUACGGCAACCUGUAUACACUGGUUGGCGGCCUCGAAGAGACCCUCGACAAGGAAGACAUCGCUUCUCUUUUCCCUGGCAAUGACUUUCUACUUGAGGUCUACGGCUGCUCGACGGGAAAUUAUGUCCUUCCCGCAACCGCGGUGCAAGCUGUGGCCGGUCUGCUUGCUACCACAACGGAACACAUCUCACCGGCGCCAGAGAAGCCAACGGACACGGCGAAGCCAACAGACACCGCAAAGCCGACCGAUCCUCUGAAGCCAACAGACACGCCGAAGCCCACGGAAUCGCUGGAGACAACUCCCACUGACAAGCAAACUGACGGCGGUCCGCCACCGUCUCCGCUUGUGCCCGAACCUUCACCAAAAGACACAAGCACUCAGCUCGAUGGUAACCAGCAACCGAAACCCGAAGCUACUCCGCCUACAGACACAACCCUCGUGGCUGGUGGGAAGACCUUGGUGCCAGGCUCUGCCGUGAUCGUUUCUGGGACCACUUACUCCCUCCCCUCAACUGGCGCGGGAAUAUAUGUCGACGGCGAAUCGCGAACCCUCGCAGCGACACCUACUGCUCCACAAAAUGUCGGCGGUAUUCUGGUGACUCCCGAAGCGGGUAGCGCAAGCAGUACCACGGAGUAUCUGCUCAAUGGACAGACGCUAGCGCCUGGAUCGACGGUGGUGGUGUCUGGUACGACGUUCUCUCUCCCCAGUUCUGGACAGGGGAUCUAUGUCGAUGGAACGUCGACGGCUGUUCCGACGGGUGGUGCUGAGACACCGUUCGAUGUGGGCGGUGUCAAAGUUACGCCGACGGGGGCAGCUGUGCCAUCUGGUUCUUCUGGUGUGGUUCCUGCUUCUGAGAAUGGUGCGGGUUCGAGGGGACUUUUAGGUUGGGCUAUUAGCCUGGGAAUAUCCUUGGCUGUGGUGUGGGCGACUUUACUGUAA